AUGUCUACCGAGCAGUUCACUGUCCCUCUCCCCACCGCCACCGGCCUCUCUCAGCCUGCUGGUCAACUCAUCAAGGGUGCUGCCCACGAUGAUGGCAAGCUCCGCGAUGCCGCCCUUCUUCUGGGUAUCAAGCUCGACCUCGAGGCCGAGGUGCACCUGACCGCUCGUGUCAAGGGUGAUGUUGUGGUUGGCCUGUACUAA
Messenger RNA from Clonostachys solani, 201 nucleotides. Lineage: Eukaryota; Fungi; Ascomycota; Sordariomycetes; Hypocreales; Bionectriaceae. The record is from the annotation of a GenBank genome assembly.